AUGAAUGAACCUCAAAAGAAAAGAAAAUCGAGGUGGGGAGAAGCAGAAAAGAAAGAUGAUACAGAAAAAGAUGAAAAGGAUAAUCAGCCAGUCAACAUUUUAGAGAAUCUAGCUUUAAAUUCUAAAACACCACUAGCUAAUAGCCUUGGAAAUAGUGGGAGCAUAUCCAACCAAGGACUACCAAAUCCUAUUUUAAAUUUACCAAUAUUUACAUCAGCAAUCCAUUUAAAUAUAUUAAAGGCUACUGAAUCUGCGAAACUUGCUAUUGAAAAAGCAAAACGAGCAAAUCAACUUAAAGAUGAAAUAAGAAAUAAUAUAAACAAAAUAAAAUAUAUGCCGAAAGCAUUAAAAUUUGAUGAUCAAGGAAGAGAAAUUGAUGAUGAAGGUAACGUAAUAAAUAUAAAACCAAUACCCUAUUCAACUUUAAAAGUGAAUAUAAAUAAAUUAAAUGAAAAUAAUAUUUUAAAAAAGAAAGAAAAUGAUGAUGAUGAAAUAAUUGAAGAUUCAAAAUGGUUUGAUCCUCGAAUAAAAAAUAAUAAUAAAAAUGAUAAUGUAAUAAAAAAAAAAAAGAAUGCUUUAAAUUUUAUAGUCCCAGGUUCAUAUAUUAAGCAACAAGCAACUGCCAGAAAAUUUUAUAAUAGUAAAUCAAAUAUAAAUAAUGAUAUUAAAAAAAUGUUUGAAGAAAAAAAAAAGAAGGGACAAUCUUUUGAAGAGCUAUCAUUAAAUUUUUUAAGAAAUGAUAUAAAUAUAAACCCCAACUUGAUAGACAUAAAUAGUAUUAAUAAUUUUGGAAAACAAAAGGAAUGGUCUGAAUCUGAUAAAUAUGAUAUUGAUGAAAAAUGGGAUACCGUAAUAUUUAAAAAGGUCGAAAAUCAGGAAAAUUUAGAAGAAUAUAUUAGCGAGCAAAUAGAUAAUUGGAAUAAUAAAAAUAUUAAUGACGACGAAGAAAAUGACGAAGACGAAAAUAUCGAAGAGAAUGAAAAUGGACUUUCGAGAAAAACACUGUUUGAAGUUAAUAAGGAACUAGAAAAAUGUGAAAAUAGCAAAAUACUUGUUUUAGAAAACUCUGAAUUAAUAUUUAAUAAUGCCUUAUACAAAAUAAAUUUGAAAAGAAUAACAAAGUAUAUAGAACAUCCAGUUCCAUUAAAUGCAGAGAAAAAAGAUGAAUCAUUAAAUACGCCUCAUAUGUUUUUAACACCCUUAGAACGAAAAAAAUUAAGAAAAAGAAAAAGACAAGAAAAAGAAAGAGAAAAACAAGAUAAAAUACGAAUUGGGUUAAUUCCCCCACCUCCCCCUAAAAUGAAAUUAUCAAAUUUGAUGAGGGUUUUGGGGAAUAGUGCCGUUGCACAACCAUCAAGAAUUGAACUACAAGUAAGAGAACAGAUGAAAGAAAGAGAAUUAAGACAUUUUCAACAAAAUCAAGAAAGAAAAUUAAAACCAGAAGAAAAAAGUAAAAAAAAAAUUAAUAAAUGGAAAUCAAAUCCAGAUGAAGAAAAUGAAGUUUUAGUUAUAUAUAUAACAAAAGUAAACAAUAAAAAACAUAUUUUUAAGAUUAAUAUAAAUGCUCAACAAUUGCAUUUGACAGGCGUAUUUGUAAUGACUGUUCUUUAUAAUUUUAUAAUUGUCGAAGGAAAACAUAUAUCAAUAGAAAGAUACAAACGUUUAAUCUUCAGAAGAAUUAAAUGGGAUGAAGAUGAAAUGGAGGGUGACGAGGAUGAAGAAGCAGGUGAUGAUGUGGGUAAUGGAAAUAACGAUGAAAAUCGAAAUAAAAAUAAAUUGAUAUAUGAAUUUGAUGAUAAUAACAAUAAUACAAAUUUCGAAAAUAAUGGUGAUACUGAUUUUAGCAUGUUAAAUAAAGAAAGAGGAGUUAAUUGUAGUUUAAUUUGGAGUGGCACUACUAAAAAAAAAAAUUUUUUAAAUUGGAAAAUUCUUGUAGCUAAAACCGAGAUGGAAGUCACAGAAUAUUUGAAGGAACACGAUGCCAUGCACUAUUUUCACAUUAUUAAAAAGCAUCACAAUGUAUUGGAAAUAUAG
Plasmodium vinckei vinckei is the source of this 2034-nucleotide messenger RNA. RefSeq names its product U4/U6 small nuclear ribonucleoprotein PRP3, putative. The transcript has a single exon. The record is from RefSeq and is a predicted model, not a curated record. Lineage: Eukaryota; Apicomplexa; Aconoidasida; Haemosporida; Plasmodiidae. Bases 1 to 2034 code for a protein of 677 amino acids. Gene Ontology annotation, biological process: mRNA splicing, via spliceosome. Gene Ontology annotation, cellular component: U4/U6 x U5 tri-snRNP complex.